Messenger RNA from Melampsora larici-populina 98AG31, 1475 nucleotides. RefSeq lists its product as uncharacterized. The record is from RefSeq and is a predicted model, not a curated record. NCBI's taxonomy places the organism in Eukaryota, Fungi, Basidiomycota, Pucciniomycetes, Pucciniales, Melampsoraceae. Bases 219 to 1223 code for a protein of 334 amino acids. The transcript has 2 exons.
GACAGAUUUUGGGAUGGUGUCUUCACGGAACUUGACUUCAGCGCGAAGACCUUCAUUCUCAACAUCAAUCAACCUAUCAAGUCUCAGAACUCUUGAUCGUCAACUCACUCUCACAUAAGCUUCAACAGAUCCAAUUCGCCUUUGAAACUCGCAAGUUGUAAAUUAUUAUUUUCAGCUCAGAUCGAAGACCUGGACUAUUCAACUAACUGCCGACGGGUAUGGAAGACGACUCGUUUAUCAAACAAUCUCUCACUGAUACACUCAAGAAUGGAAGUAUUCAACGAUCAUCGAGCAAUAAAAGUUUAACUCGACCUAAGCGUAUCUUGAACGUUAAAGAACUUACAUCACGAAAAACAAAGGCGGAUGAAGACACGGGUGGAAUCUUGAAAGCCCUGGGACUUACACCGACGCCUCGUAGGAUAGCGAAUCGUGCGACGUUUGAUAAUGAUGAUGGUGGAGACUGGGAACAAGUCGAUAAUGAUCGAAGCUGUUAUGAUGAAUUUGGAUCAAAGGGUACAUCCACUCCCAAAGCGACACCACUUCCUACAGGACCAGAAGAGUUUUUAAAGAAUUCAUCACCUACUGGUCACUUCAAUCAAGGAUCUGGAUCUGGCAAUGCUCGACAUAGUUCUCUCAAAGCGGAUAACGAAACUAUUACAUCUUUACGUAACAAGUUAUCUGAAAGUGAAAAGGCCAAAGAAGAGCUUUUAUCAAAGUGUCGAAGAUUAGAACGUGAAUUGAAUGAAGUUAAAGAUUCAAAGACUAGACCAGAAGGUAAAACACUUGCUGCUCGGGAGUAUGAAGAAUUAGAGAAGCAAUUUGAUGCACAAGAAAAGUUACUCAGUGGAUAUCAACGUGAAAAUGAAAGAUCAUUAAUAGAACUUGAAUCAGUCAAAGUCAAAUCCUUAAAGAUGGCCACUUUUUUAAACAAAGUUUAUGGACCAGAUUGGGAAGACACAAUCGGAUUAAAUGAUCCAUCUCCCACUUCAAACAUUAAUCAAAACACCUCACAUACUUGUACACUCACACCAUUACCUACGACUCCUGCAGAAAAAUUUACCACUCAAUUAGCUCAAGUCCAAUUAUUGGUUCAAGGUAUGGAAAGAAGACUUGUAGCACGACAAGGUGAAUUAGAAAGUUUAUCUCAAGUAGCUAAAAAAGAUAGUGAUGAAUUACACCAAACGAUUUCCAAAAUAGAUUUGAAUCAAAAGAUUACGGUCUGAUAACUUGGCUCUUGACCUUUUCCUUUCCUUCCAAGGAUCAUCUUUGUCAUUUAUCUUUAGCAUGUAUAAAGAGCACUCUUACUUUCUUUUUCCAUAUCUUAGGUUGAUUUUUUUUAUUUUGUACAUUUUAUUUUUAUUGAUCUUGGAUUUCAUAUGAUGAGAAGUUAAUCAAACCGAUGGCUCGAUCUUCUAAAGCUCAGGUUGGACAGUUUAUAGCAAUUCAAAGUCAUGAGAGAGGAUCUCUUUUCCAUU